Rhincodon typus (whale shark) is the source of this 1042-nucleotide messenger RNA. Its product is annotated as H-2 class II histocompatibility antigen, E-Q beta chain-like. The transcript is spliced from 6 exons. The coding region runs from base 81 to 719 and encodes 212 amino acids. NCBI's taxonomy places the organism in Eukaryota, Metazoa, Chordata, Chondrichthyes, Orectolobiformes, Rhincodontidae. The record is from RefSeq and is a predicted model, not a curated record.
GAAGCAUUUGUCUGUCCUGUUCUCAGUCACAACUGAUGAUCUCAGAUUUUACCCGCUGAUAUGUCUGUGCAUCAUUCACUAUGGCUGUCUGUCUGCUGUGCAUGUUGUGUGCAGUUGCUGUGAGCAUUUCGGCCAAAGUGAAUCCGGACCUGAUACGAAAAACGGUGCAGAGAUGUUCAUCAGUUCUCAUGCAAUGUCCUUUCUCUUCGGAAUUCAACUAUUCAAAUUUUGUCGCUUACUGGUGGAGAGAAGCUCCACCAGCUCCUCUGAAAAUUGUCUCUGUGCCAUCUGAAGAACUGUUUUCUGCUUCUCUCCGACUCCAGUGCAGGACAUCUGACUUUUACCCAAAAACCUUUAACCUUACUUGGCACAAAAAUGGUGCAAACAUAUUGACAGGAUUUAGGAAUGAACAACAGGCAAAAACCAAGGAUCUUUAUGAAGUCAUCAGCACCUUGGAGUUGAGAGAGGCAGUUGAAAGCGGGACAGUUUACACCUGUCAAGCAUAUCAUGUUUCAAGCUCAUUUCCAGCAAAUGCCAGUUAUACUGUUACUGUCACGAAUAAAGAUUUUGCAUCUAAAAUCAGUGUUACUAUGGCUGCUGGUUGUGCUGCUGGUGCACUUGCAAUUCUAAUAUUGGCCGCGAUGAUCACGAAGGGUUUUCUGUUCUUUAUCACCAAAGGAUGGGGAAAGAAAAAAAUCAAUAAAUCCAACUCAACAUGAAGAUGUGACAAAACAAAGUAUGACAGAUAGCAGGCUGACUUAUCUUGCUCUGAAAUUCAAUGUUUCCGGUACAUCAUCGAAACCCAAGCACCAAGAAAAAAGUCCAGUGUAUGCAGGGGUGAAAAGCAGCCGCUUAAUUGGGCAAAUGAAAAUAUGCUUAAAAGAUAGAAGCAGAGAUUGCAUCACAGAGAUGUUUAUGUUUCUUAUGAAUUUUAAGCUGUUGUUUUCCUCAUGUAAGUCUGUUGUAAAUUUGCAAAACUGUAGAUUAAUUUCUUCCCUUCAUGUAAUGUCACCUGGAUCCACUUCAUUUCAGCUUGAAAAUU